Malaya genurostris is the source of this 2119-nucleotide messenger RNA. RefSeq names its product mucin-2-like. Gene Ontology annotation, molecular function: chitin binding. Lineage: Eukaryota; Metazoa; Arthropoda; Insecta; Diptera; Culicidae. The transcript is spliced from 3 exons. The record is from RefSeq and is a predicted model, not a curated record. Gene Ontology annotation, cellular component: extracellular region. The coding region runs from base 52 to 1608 and encodes 518 amino acids.
CAAUCGGACGAUAGUGAAGUUCUAACAUACUGUUUGUUUGAAAAUAUUGCGAUGCAUAAAUCGAUAAGAAUGUGGCUCCUGGUAGCCAUUGCCAUAGGUAUAAAUUACUAUGUCAUAGCACAAGACGAAAAUCCGUGUCGAGGAAAUAGCGGAGUAAUUGAAAUUCCCUAUCCAGACGAUUGCACUCAAUACAUUUUGUGCAUAAAUGAAACAGGUUUUACGAUGUCUUGCGGCAGUGGAAUGAUCUUCGACGUUCUUACUAAUGGCUGUAAUAACGAAUCGGUCUCAGUUUGUGUUAAGGAUAUUCCAACUCCGCCUACAGUCGCUCCAACUUCCACAUCAACAGUAUCAACAACUACAACAACGGUAGCUACAACAACGGUAUCUACAACAACUCCAGCACCAGGAGUUACAACAACUCCAGCACCGGGAGUUUCAACAACAUCAACAACACCAACAACAACUACAACGACUGUUUCGGUACCUACGGCUCCAACAGCUUCACCAACUGCGGGAACUACAACAAUACCAACAGCUCCUACACCAGCACCUACAACUACAGGUGCUAUUACUACACCGGCUACUACGACCACGACAACACAACCGGUAACAACAACGACGACGACGACACAAGCACCGACAACAACAACGACUACGGCACCGACAACAACGAUGACGUUUACGACGACAGUAGCAACAACGACAAAUCCACCCGGAACAAUCGAUUGCCCAUUAGAUCAAAAUUUCUACGCUGCGCACCCGGACUGCACAAAGUAUUAUCGCUGCCAUUUCGGACAAUUAUUUGUGCUUUCGUGCCCUCCAAACCAACACUGGAACCAGGAGCGACAGUACUGUGAUCAUGCCUGGAAUGUUCCCUGCCCAGCCACCCGGUCAUUAGCCGGUUUUUUAACACCUGUGUUUUUAGAACUUUUUUUCAUGGCAGCCUUGAUACUAGGAAUAAAUUAUCAUGUCUUAGGACAGCAACAAAAUCCAUGCCAAGGAAAUGACGGAGUGUUGAGAGUUCCCGAUCCCGACGAUUGCACUCGAUUUUUCCUGUGUAUUGGAGAAGAAUCCUUCCCCUCACAAUGCAGUGCUGGUUUGAUCUUCGAUGUUAUCACACAGCACUGCAACGACGAAACGAAUUCAGUGUGUGUUCAGGAGAUUGAAACACCACGAACUCCAAGCGUUCCUGGUGAUGACACGACAUCAUCAAGUUCGGAAAUCACGACUGUACCGACAGCAGCCACCCCUACGCCAGAUCCAGUGCCAACGACUGUACCAACGGCAGCCACACCUUCGCCCGCUCCGGAAUCUACGACUGUACCAACUGCAGCGACUCCUACGCCAACUUCAGUAUCAACACCUUCACCAACAACUAUUGCCCCAACGACUACUGUCCCAACAUCGGCGCCCACUACAGCCUCACCACCCGGAGAGCCGACUUGUGCAGUCGAUCAAGACUUUUACGCACCACAUCCGGAUUGCUCGAAGUACUUCCGUUGCCAUUUUGGACGGCUAUUUGUUCUUUCUUGUCCUGCCAACCAACACUGGAACCAGGAACAGCUAUAUUGCGACCACAUCUGGAACGUUCCGUGUCCAGCCUUUUGAGAUUUUUACUUGCAUACCCACGCUGACAGACCACUCAAUCUAAUCCGUCUUCUAAUCCACGAAUAGCUAAGCAAUCUUGGUAAACACGUGCACUGUAUCAAUAUAUGAUAACGGGAGCGAAGAUAAUUAUGUAACUUAAGGGGAAUAAAAGUGGUGAUAGUAAAACGUUUGCAAAUUUUCAGUGUUUGAUAGACUUUCAGUACGAAAGGACCAGUUGACUUAAUUUGGAAUGCGAUGGAAAAGAUAUACUUUCCAAAAAAAAUCAGGAAAUUACAUCUUCUAGGUCUGACAUAUACGAAGUUCAAACUUCUUUAGCUCUACAGUCUAGUCUAUUUUUACGAACCAAACAAAUUAAUUUAAAUUCUAGCGAAACAUUAGUUAAAAAUUCUCCGCAUCUUAACAUUGCUUAACACUAGGAAACAUCUUUUCAAAAGCAAUGAAUCGAUCCUAAAGGAUAGUUUAGGACAUUUUUUCUGUUGAAAAUUGAAAUUAAUAAAUCUUCAGUAAACUA